Triticum dicoccoides is the source of this 1062-nucleotide messenger RNA. Its product is annotated as gibberellin 2-beta-dioxygenase 2-like. The transcript is spliced from 3 exons. Lineage: Eukaryota; Viridiplantae; Streptophyta; Magnoliopsida; Poales; Poaceae. The coding region runs from base 1 to 1062 and encodes 353 amino acids. The record is from RefSeq and is a predicted model, not a curated record.
AUGGUGGCGUCCUCUGCGGCACCGGCGUCGUCCUCUGCAGCACCGGCGUGCCCGGGCAUGGCGCCCGCCGGCAUUCCCACGAUCGACAUGUCGGCGCCGGCGGGGCGGGCGGAGCUGUCCCGCCAGAUGAUGGAGGCGUUCGGCGAGCGCGGCUUCUUCAAGGCGGUCAACCACGGCGUGCCGCCGCAGGUGUCCGCCCGGCUGGACGCGGCCAGCGCGGCGUUUUUUGCGCGGCCGGCGCAUGAAAAGCAGGAGGCUGGACCACCGGAUCCCCUGGGCUACGGCAGCCGGAGCAUCGGCUCCCACGGCGACGUCGGCGAGCUGGAGUACCUGAUCCUCCACACGGACCCCGAGGUGGUGGCGCGCAAGGCCAGGGCCAUCGAUAGGGACGACCCUUCACGAUUCAGUGAGGCGGUAAACGAGUACGUGCAGGCAGUGAGGCAGCUCGCCUGCCAGAUCCUUGACCUGCUGGGCGAAGGCCUGGGCCUCCGGGACCCUGCGUCCUUGAGCAGGCUCAUUACGACCACGGACAGCGACUCCCUCGUCCGGAUCAACAACUACCCACCCUCAGCCGCCAGCGAUGGCGGCGUGAAAGCCGCCACCUCGGUCGGGUUCGGCGAGCACUCCGACCCACAGAUCCUCAGCGUCCUCCGUGCCAACGACGUCGAUGGCCUGCAGGUGCUCCUGCCAGACGGCCGCGGCGAGGACGCCUGGGUGCAAGUUCCGGCUGACCCUGCCGCCUUCUUCAUCAACGUUGGUGACCUUCUUCAGGCUUUGACAAAUGGGAAGCUGGUGAGCAUCCGGCAUAGGGUGAUGGCCAGCACCAGCAAGCCAAGGCUGUCAGCUAUCUACUUCGCCGCGCCGGCGUUGCACGAGUGUAUCUCGGCGCUCCCAGAGACUGUGACCGCCGCCGCGCCGCGCCGGUAUCGACCAUUCACCUGGGCGGAAUACAAAAAGACGAUGUACACGCUCCGUCUGAGCCACAACCGGCUCGACCUCUUCAAAGUCAUCUUGGUCAGUGAUGUCGGUGAAGGAGCUGGUGAAGAGAAGUCUCGGAUAUAG